This is a messenger RNA of Etheostoma spectabile (orangethroat darter), 466 nucleotides long. RefSeq names its product cystatin-C. The transcript is spliced from 3 exons. The record is from RefSeq and is a predicted model, not a curated record. Gene Ontology annotation, molecular function: cysteine-type endopeptidase inhibitor activity. The coding region runs from base 68 to 466 and encodes 132 amino acids. Gene Ontology annotation, cellular component: vesicle; cytoplasm. Lineage: Eukaryota; Metazoa; Chordata; Actinopteri; Perciformes; Percidae.
UGAACUAGUCCACUCAGAACCGAUACCAGGACUCCUGAUAGCUACUGCAGAACCACUUGUUGCCAUCAUGCUGUUUGUCUGGUUCUGUGUUUUUGUUUCUGCUUUCAUCGGUCGCUUUGUAACCGAACACUCUCUGGUUGACGGAGGCUUUCAAGACGUCCCGGUGAACCGCACCGAUGUUUUAGAAGCGGCGCAGUUUGCUGUGGUUGAAUUCAACAAACUCAACACUGAAGACGUGUUUAAUUACGCGAUUCUGAACACAAUAUCGGCUAAAAUGCAGGUUGUCGGAGGAUUUAACUACUUCCUGGAAAUGCUCCUGGGCCGUGCAACGUGCAAGACCGCUGCUAACGACUGUGACUCCAACUCUGAACCCAAGGCAAGUGAUCCACUUCUGCCCUGUGGAAUAAGAGUAUAUUUUGGCUCAGUGGAGAAGAGUGCACAACCUGCAACCCAGAGGCUGAAGUAA